AUGUUUCUUCUCACCUCUUUACCAGAUAAUAUACUUGAAUUAGGCAAUAAUAUAUCGUCUUUUGCAGUUGAUUUUAUUUGUGAUGAAGAAUUGAAUGGUGAUGUAUUUGAUGUUACUGAUGAUAUUUCAACACUUUUCUUUUCAUCGGGUGAUUUACGUGUUUUAACACGAGAUGGAGUAUUGUCACCGGUCGAUGAUAUUGACGAUUCAAUACCACUUUUAUAUUUAUUACUUGAUGGUGAUGAUGAAAAAGAUCUUGUUGGUAUUAGAAGGGCUUUUUGUGAUUGUUGA
This is a messenger RNA of Rotaria sp. Silwood2, 291 nucleotides long. NCBI's taxonomy places the organism in Eukaryota, Metazoa, Rotifera, Eurotatoria, Philodinida, Philodinidae. The record is from the annotation of a GenBank genome assembly.